Mizuhopecten yessoensis (Yesso scallop) is the source of this 4808-nucleotide messenger RNA. Its product is annotated as tetratricopeptide repeat protein 37-like. The transcript has 40 exons. NCBI's taxonomy places the organism in Eukaryota, Metazoa, Mollusca, Bivalvia, Pectinida, Pectinidae. The coding region runs from base 70 to 4674 and encodes 1534 amino acids. Gene Ontology annotation, molecular function: protein binding. Gene Ontology annotation, cellular component: Ski complex. The record is from RefSeq and is a predicted model, not a curated record.
CGCCCUUAGAAAAAAUGGCAGCAUCCAGAAAAUAAGUACGGGAGAAAUAAGGAGACUGCAAAUUGUAUUAUGGAGCCAAAAGAAGUAAAAACAACAUUGAAAAAUGCCAGAGAAGCUAUCCGAAAUAAAGAGUUUAAGGAGGCACUUAAACACUGCAAGUCUGUACUGGCUUGGGACAAAAACAACUACAAUGCAUUGGUAUUUGUGGGCGUGGCUGCAGAGGGACUCGACCAGAUUGAGCAGUCAGUCAAAGCCUAUAAAAGGGCCAUAGAAGCAGCCCCUAGUCAACCCCUGGCCUGGCAGGGAUUGGCUGGUCUCUACGAGAAACGUCCAUCAAAAGAACACGACACAGACUUGAUCACUGUUUACCAGAAGCUGCAGAAAUUGUAUUGCAGUGAUAAGGAGAAGUUACGAGAGAUUCUGGUGAAGCUUGCUAAGCUUUACAUAAGACUUCAGGACCUAGAAAAGGGGUUACAGAUAUAUGAGGAAGUGAUGGGAGGGGAAGAAGAUUCAGCCAGAAAAAUUCACCUUCAAACUGACUUAGUUGACCUCCUUAUGGCAGAGAAAAAUCUGACAACUCAGCAAGAACACAUGGUGAUGGAGCUGGUUACUGGACUGACACAGAAGGAGACUGUGGUCACCUUCACCAACCCAGAACACACAGUCGCCAGGUACCUGGACCUUCUCAUCAAGUACCAUAAGGUGACCAACCUUCCUGAUCAGUGUGGUCGCCUUCACUCUCUGUUCCCAGCGCUUUCUCGUCCUCUGGAAAUCCUCAUCUUACACUACAUGGAGACAGAAACAGAAAUAAAACAACUGGAGGACACUGUUGAUAAGCUGAAGGACCUUGAUCCAGAAAGUCCGUACCUUGUCGCAGCCCAGGGCUUCAUAUUGAUAUGUCAGAAAAACUACAUUCAGGCUCGACCAUUGCUUGCCUCAGCUGCUGAGAUCCUGAAGAAAGUAGUCAUAGUGCAUUACUACCUAGCCAAGGCGUUGUUUACACUACACAUCAACAAACAGGCACAAAGGGCCUGUGAUGCCUGUUUUAGUGUGAUGCUGAAGAAGGACCGUGUGGUGAUAUCAGCUGGUGAACUGGACUCGCGUCUGUCCGUCCUACAGUCCCAAAUAGACUACAGGAAAGGUACACCCACCUCCCUGGACAGGGCCAUUCAAGCACUUUCUCAGAGAGGAGAGCUUCCCAGUGAUCUGAGGAUAUUACUGGGAUUUGUUUACCUGAAGGCCGGUAGAGUUGAAGAUGCCCAGAAAUUGGUGACCGGUACCAAGGACACAGCCGCUCUGGACGGAUGGGCACAUUUUGUCAGUGGAGAUUACUCUGGGGCUAUCCUCAGGUUAACUCUAGCCCUAGAAGCUGCUCCAAGUGAAAGUGAGAACCACCUGAUGCUGGGUAAAGCAUUGUGGGCAGUGUGGAAGGAGGAUAAGUCUAGAGAGUCGGCGGAGAAAAGCUACAUGUCUUUUCUAAAGGCAGCCAAGUUGGACCCAUAUAACAGCGAGGCUUUCCUGUAUCUCGGUCACUUUUCCUUAGAUGUCCAGCAUGACAAGGUCAAGGCCACCAAGUGUUAUCAGAAGGGGUUUGACCUUGACAAUGACAAUGAUGAUGCUGGUGCUGCCCUCUGUGAUCUAUUGUCAAGUGCAGGUCAAGAGGAAGAUGCCCAUAAUAUCAUCGUGUCUGUUACAUCUAAAGCUAGUGCUGGAAGUGCCAAGUGGGCGUGGCUAAGAUUGGGGCUGUACCAAGUCAAACAUGACAGUCCAUUUGUGGCCGUCACCAGCUUCCAGUCAGCACUGAGAGCUGAUCCUAAAGACAAUCAUGUGUGGGAGUGCCUGGCUGAGGCCUACCUACACAGAGGCAGUCUGACAGCUGCACUCAAGGCCUUUACCAAGGCAUCAGAGCUGGAACCAAACUCCUUGUAUUGUUUGUAUCAAAUUGCUGCUAUAAAGCAGACCCUGUGCAUGUACACGGAGGCCAUUGCGGAGUACAAGGUCAUCCUGGAGCGCUCGCCAAACUACGUACCCGCUUUAAAGGGUAUUGGGGAGACUUACCUAUUGCUGGCUAGGACUCACCUGUCACACAGUUUCUAUGGUCGUACUAGAGAUAACUGUGAGUCUGCCCUGCUGUUCCUCACCAGAGCGGCAAACCACCGGGCAGACAUGUCCUGUCUGUGGAAGUUAAUGGGUGAUGCCUGUACCCUGAUCCAUGUCCUGGCACCAGAGACCUUCAGCCUCACUGUGGACAACAAACUAGUGACCAAGGCAGGGGAGACAAGUCCCCCGGGGACAACAAGUAUAGGACUGUCACAGACACUGGAGCUGGGGGCUAGGUGUUACGGCCGAGCUUUGAAGGCUCUUCCAGAGUGUGCUUCAUUAUGGCAUGACCUUGGGGUCAACUUUUUCUACCAAUCACAGCAGUCGACACAAACUGACAUGGUUGCCACACUGUCCACGAAAGCUGUGAAUGCUCUGAAGAAAGCAUUGACCCUUGAUCAUAGAAACCAUCUACAUUGGAAUGCUCUUGGAAGGGUGUUUUGUUUAAAGGGGUGUUACAGUCCAGAUAAGGCCCAGCACUGCUUCAUCAAGUCCAUACAGACUGAACCCAAUAAUGUUGUGGCUUGGUCUAAUUUGGCUACACUGUAUUUCAAGAAUGGUAACAUAGAGCUUGCCCACGAUGCCUUUAAGAAUGCCCAGAGUUUAGAACCAUCAUACGUUGCCUGCUGGAUUGGGCAGGCACUGAUUGCGGAGACUGUUGGACAUGAAGAUGCUAUGGACUUGUUUAGACACACCACUGGGAUGGCCAAUCACGUAGAGGGAGCCACCGGGUAUGCCAGUUGGGUGUGUACCAUGAUGAAGGACAAGAAUAAACACAACACAGAAUUGUUCCGCUACUCCAUAAAACAAAUGGCCGCCAUUCCAGCAGCCUCUGAUGCUCUCGCUAAGUAUAUAGAUCUUGAGAAGAACAACCCCACAGCUUACAACAUGUAUGGAUUGUUGUUGGAACAUCAGGGGCUAUACAAGAUGGCCGUCGGCUCUCUCCAGUCGGCCUUGGAGUUGUGUGAUCACAACUCACCCUACACACAAGAAAUUAGAAUCAACUAUGCCCGCAUACUCUGCAAAGAUCAGCAGUACCAGGAAGCUGUUGUACAGUACGACCUUGUGACUGACCUUAUAACCUUAGAGGACACGAGUAACAAAGGUCUGGCGCUGUACAUGGCUGGACGGUACUCGGAAAGUGUCAAAGUUUACACCGCCGCCCUUGACUUAGCUGAAACGGAGGAAGAACAGUCACAUGUGUCUGUUGCUAUAGGGAUGGUCCACUAUGGGGCCGGAGACCUGGACACCACCAAGACUGUCCUCUUUCAAAGUUAUCAGAUGACCCCACCCUCAAGGAUUGGCCUGCUUGCUCUGUGUGCCCUUGGGAUCCUGCAGACAGAUAUGACCUUGACCUUAGCUGUCCUUCAGGAACUUUUGGCGGGAACAGGGUCAUCCAGUCAGUCAGAUGUCGCUCACCUCAUGGCCACUGCCAAUGCUGUACUUGAGGGUAAUCCAUCUGCAGCCAAAAACUUUAUCCAGCAGUGUAUACAUAAACAUCCGGACCAAGUGGAUCUGUGGCGCCUCCUGGGGUCUGUUCUUAUCACGCAUUGCCAUGAUACCACUGCAGUGACUGGUGCUGCCACCUGUGCACAGAAAGUUCACACUCUUAACCCAACGUUACCUGGUAUAAUGAAGCUGGUGACCAGUGCUCAGCUAGCUGGUGGACAUCACAGUCGGACCAACAGAAAAGGGGUGUUGUCCAGUGCCCAGAGGGCAGUUCAUCUAAACCCAGACCAGAUGGGGAACUGGUGUAACUUGACGGCAGCCGUCCACAGUCAUACUGUAUUCCAUGGUGACAAGACGGACAAGCUUACUGAACUUAUCCUCCUCUAUCUAAACUGGAUCUCAUCAACAUUCACUGAUACUCCAAACAUAUUGACAAGUUGGUGUAAAAGACAAAGAGUUGUUUCCCUUGUCGAGGCUGGCAGAGUAGAUGAAGCCCAACAAUUACUUAGCAAGUUAAAGAGUUGUAAAGAUCCGGAGCUGGUAGAUUUUGCGACAACCAUAACAACAGUACUGAGUGGAGACAUAGGGGCCAUGUCACAACAGCUACUACAGUCACGGACCGACACAAUUCUCCUCGAGGCUUUGUUGGAGACGUGCGAGCUGGGAGGGGUCAAUGUUAACCUCAACGACAUACUAGGGGAGAUGGAGGAGGACAGAGGAAGGAGAACUGAGUUUGUUUGUAGGGUGCUACAUGUGUAUUACAUGUACAAACAGGCAAAGAGGACCAGUGUUCAGGAUGACAAUGAUUACCUGGAGAUGAAGAAGGCAGUGACAGCAGUACAACAGCUAGACUCCCAUUGUCUUCCGGUGAUGCUGCUACUGGGCACUGCCAGUCUGACAGUCAACCCCAGACUGACCAAGCACUGUGUUGUUAAAGUAAGCGAGGGAGGUCGUCUACAAAUUGACAAGGGUGAUGAAGUCUCCAUAGCAAGAUGCCUCCUCAUCAAACUCAUAUACAACCCAAACAAAGAGUCAGAACCACUCCAGAAACUAUUGGCCGAAGCAGCAGAGGAGGGGGAUGUGGUUGCUCUGGACUUCUACAACGUUCUCUCCACAACCAACUGAGAAGUCUCUAUGAACUCUUUGAUGCUGAAGCAUGUUUUCUUUUUCCAACUGUCUAGAAAUUCUUCAUUAACGGGAAAAUGAAAUAGUUUUUCUCUUGAAAAACAAUAAACUUUUGUUGUCAAAUUUUUGUUAAU